UACGUUGACGCCAAGUCCACAAGACUUAAAAAAAAAUCAAGGCGUGCCCACCAGACGAGACGACAAAAAGAACAUGAAUUUUCCCGGGCAAUGCCGUUCUUCUUGGUUCGUCGAUAUGAAUCCGAUGAUUUUUCCAGGUCCAAGAAAAGUCCACCAUGCCCGGCAGUGGUUUCUCUCCGGGGCGACUUUUCCCGACAGACCCAGAAGCAGAAGCAGAAGCAGAACACAGUUCACAAACUUUACGUGGAGCUAACCGGAACGGUCUGAAUCGAUGAGGGGUCUCUGCUUUCGCUCCCCAACCCCCUCUCUCCCACCUCCUCCGAGAACCCCUCGGGCCGCCUCGCCCGUCGCUCGCCGGCUCUCCGACUCCUCCGCCGAGAACGUCGUCGAAUCCUCUGCGGCGGCGAUCGCGAAGUGGGACCCGGAGUCGCGGUCCCCCCGCGCCAGAGUCGCCUCCAUCUUCCUGGAGGACCGAGCGGAGGCCCUGCAGUUCCUGCAAUGCGUGCAUGACCUAAGAAAGGCCAUGGACUCGCUGCCGUCCGAGAACUCCGGUUCUGAGAUGCUCUUGCAGGGGCAGCGCUCGAUGCAGAUUGCGAUGAAGAGGCUCCAGAAGGAGCUGUACCACGUGCUCUCUUUGGAUGGAGCCUGCUUGGACCCUGGGUCCAUUUCCGUGAGAUCGAGUGGCUCGAUUUGCGAUAGUGACUCUGGCGGUGAAGGGCUGCGGCCGCCUUCCAUGGCGACGACGGAUUUGAGAUCCAUUGUGGAGUGCAUGAUCUCUUCUGGCUACGCCAAGGAGUGCAUUGCCAUGUACACUGUCGUCCGGAAAUGGGUCGUUGACGAGGCGAUUCGUCGUCUCGGGGUCGAGAAAUUCGGUGCUUCGCAGGUGAAAACCAUGGAUUGGGAGGUUCUGGAGGUGAAGGUGAAGUUGUGGAUAGAUGCGGUGAAAGUGGCGAUGACCAGCCUCUUCGCCGGCGAGAGAAUUCUCUGCGACCACUCUUUCUUCGCCUCCGAUUCCAUUGGGGAGUUGUGCUUCGCGGAAAUAUGCGGAGAUGGUGCGGCUCGUCUGUUUAAAUUCCCGGCAAUCAUCGCGAGGAGGAGCACGAAGUCGCCGGAGAAGAUAUUCCUCCUGCUCGACAUGUACGCGGCCAUCUCCGAGAACUGGCUGGAGAUUGAAUCGAUGUUCACGUUCGAUUCGACCUCUGGAAUCCGGUCGCAGGCUCUUGCGUCGCUCGUUCGGCUCGGCGAGUCAGUGCGUGCGAUGUUGACCGAGUUCAAGUCGACUAUCCACAAGGACUCCUCCAAAUCUGUUGUAGCGGGCGGAGGAGUCCACCGCUUGACGGUCUACACCAUGGACCACCUCUACCGCCUCGCCGCCUACGGCAACACCCUAGCCGAAAUCGUUGCUGACUGGUCGCCGCCAGCGAAGCCUUCCCUGCCGGAAGAUUACUUCGAGGGAUCCCACUCCGACGAGGCACCCGCGCCGGCGAUUUCCCUGCAAAUGGCAUGGCUGAUCCUUGUCCUCCUCCGCAAGCUUGAGGGCAAGGCGGAGCAAUACCGAGACGUCUCCGUCUCGUACCUCUUCCUGGCGAACAAUUUGCAACACAUCAUAUCGAAGGUGCGAGCGUCGAACUUGCGAUACCUGCUUGGCGAGGAGUGGGUCGCGAGGCACGGGAGGAAGCUGAGGCAGUUCGCUGAGAACCACGAGCGGAUCACAUGGGGCGAGGUGGGGGCGUCGCUGCCGGAGGACCCGAGGGCGGCAAUCUCGCCAGCGGAGGCCAGCGAACGGUUCAGGAGGUUCAACGCGAGGUUCGAGGAGGCCUGCGGGAGGGAAGCGACGAGGGUCGUGGCGGACCUGAAGCUCCGAGAGGAGAUGAGGGCGUCACUGGAGAGGAAGGUGGUCCGGGCGUACGGGGAGUUCUAUGACGCUCACUGGCUCACCGUCGGCGGCGAAACCAGCGGGGCGACCUCGAUCAAGUAUACACCCGAAGACGUGGGGUAUUACCUGGCCGGUCUCUUUUCCGAGUCGGCGGUUUCAGGGAUUGAGUCUUGGCCAUCGCCGUCGCCGUCGCCGGCAUUUUCGGGUUCUUCGCCAUCGCUGUCGUCUGGCCGGUGGCAUCCGAGAACUCAAUUGAGGGAAAGUCUGGUGCCACGUGGCAUAUCGACGUAGGCGUUACGAUACUCGGCCAAAUGAUUUGUUUUAAGUAAUGUGUAUGAUCUUUCUCAACACAGGAUUAGAGGCAGAUUUAGCACUCAGCAGU
This is a messenger RNA of Rhodamnia argentea, 2258 nucleotides long. Its product is annotated as exocyst complex component EXO70H1-like. The coding region runs from base 272 to 2167 and encodes 631 amino acids. Lineage: Eukaryota; Viridiplantae; Streptophyta; Magnoliopsida; Myrtales; Myrtaceae. Gene Ontology annotation, biological process: exocytosis. The transcript has a single exon. Gene Ontology annotation, molecular function: phosphatidylinositol-4,5-bisphosphate binding. The record is from RefSeq and is a predicted model, not a curated record. Gene Ontology annotation, cellular component: exocyst.